AUGUCUGGCCGAGGUAAAACUGGAGGCAAGGCACGAGCGAAGGCGAAAUCCCGCUCUUCCAGAGCCGGGUUGCAGUUUCCUGUGGGUCGAGUUCAUCGGCUUCUACGUAAAGGCAAUUACGCCGAGCGGAUUGGAGGAGGAGCCCCGGUAUAUUUGGCUGCGGUGCUAGAGUACUUGAGCGCUGAGAUUUUAGAGCUCGCUGGUAAUGCCGCGAGGGACAACAAGAAGAGUCGGAUCAUCCCACGACACUUGCAGUUGGCGGUGCGCAAUGACGAAGAAUUAAAUAAGCUGCUCGGGGGAGUUACGAUUGCCCAGGGUGGCGUCUUACCAAAUAUCCAUGCGGUUUUAUUGCCGAAGAAAACCGAAAUUCUACAUAGCGCUAGUAGCAGCAAGCCCACCACCAGCGUGAGCAAGUCUGCCAAGGUACCCAAAGUCGCAGUCAAACCGACGACCGCUCCUGUUGCUGUUCAGUGA
This is a messenger RNA of Ahaetulla prasina, 474 nucleotides long. Its product is annotated as histone H2A-like. Gene Ontology annotation, molecular function: structural constituent of chromatin; DNA binding; protein heterodimerization activity. Gene Ontology annotation, cellular component: nucleosome. The transcript has a single exon. The record is from RefSeq and is a predicted model, not a curated record. The coding region runs from base 1 to 474 and encodes 157 amino acids. Lineage: Eukaryota; Metazoa; Chordata; Lepidosauria; Squamata; Colubridae.